This is a messenger RNA of Scaptodrosophila lebanonensis, 639 nucleotides long. RefSeq lists its product as uncharacterized. The transcript is spliced from 2 exons. The coding region runs from base 1 to 639 and encodes 212 amino acids. The record is from RefSeq and is a predicted model, not a curated record. Lineage: Eukaryota; Metazoa; Arthropoda; Insecta; Diptera; Drosophilidae.
AUGGCUUGGGCUUUGCAUGGUAAAGUGCUGGUAUUGCUGCUGGGUUACCUGGGCCUAGUGGCUGCUGAUUUGCGAACAGAUCUUCGAGAUUUUGCUGCAUUAGUUCCGCGACGACGAAUCGCUCAUAUCGCUGCCCGGCAUUAUGUGUUCGAUCAGCGUUUUCGACAAGCUAUGCAAUUCAUACGAAGUGACGAGUUUUUGCAGAUCUGGAAAGAAAUACGCGCUGCUCCCGAUGUUGCCGAUCUGCUUGGGUUCCUCACCGUUAACGGUUCUGGCUAUGAUGUGAGCAGCGUGGUGGAUAUGGUGCCCAACCGUUUACAUAGCUUUCAGAUACCGCGCCUAGUGCCUGUCCAGAUGAUGCUGCAGAGAGACUUGACCACUUUUCUUCGAGAGGUGGUUCAAAGCCUGCCGCGCGCAAAGUUCUACAGCCUAGCAGCCCGAAAAGUGCAUGAGGGCGGAGAAUUCGCCCUACUUUACAAGGCUCUACGCAGUCAGAAGUUUCGGGAUCUAAUGCAUAGUGUUCGGCAUUCACCGGACUUGAAGACGCCACUCGACAAGUUGAGCGAACAAUAUAUAAAUGUAGACGAAAUAAUACAAAUGACGUUCGAGCUCAUCGGCUGGGGACCACAAACAACUUAA